AUGAUCGGUCGUCGUCGAAGCGGCGGACUUGCAGUUCGAUCAAUCGCAUCUCGUUCGAUUGCAGCACGUUCACCAACACUGACAGCGUCUCGUCGAGUCACUUCGUCUAGAGGACCAUUGCCAAGCUUAGCUGAGCCACUGCCAUCGCCGUUGACAACUGGAAGACACUCAACACUCGGACAUUCUGGAUGUCCCGCAUUGACGAAAGCGACUUCUGCGAAUGUCUCACGCGUCCCUAUUGCGUCUCGUCCUUCUUCAACGUCUAGCAGACCGCCGUCCACAUCUUCCGUCCGGUCUGUCACAUCGCAACGCUCAACUUUCGUCGCCAACAAGACAAUCGCUGCACCUGCUCGAGUUAGGCCAGUGGGGCGAGCAUCCGUUCCUGUUAUUUCUCGUCAACCAUCACAAGUCGAUGUUCUCAAAGCAAAAGUCGCAGCGAUGGAAAAGGAUAUUGUGGAGAAGGACGAACGGUUGCAAAUGGCGAAUGAUACAGCGGAAAUGCAGAAGGAAAGCAUAGAAAUGUACAAAGAGCGGCUAGAAGUGAUGAGCACGAAAGUGGACGCGCUGAACGUGCAAGUGGACGUGCUGAAGACGGAGAGUAGUCAUCUGAAGGCAGAAGACGAACAGAAAGAGGUGCGAAUCGGAGAAUUGACGAGCCAGUUGAACGAGAAGGAGAGUAUCAUGCGAAAGCUGCACAACGAUGUCAUUGACUUGCGAGGCCAGAUUCGUGUAGUUGUUCGUGUGCGUCCGAUGCUUAGAUCUGAAGUCGAGACGAGUGUUUCCGCUAUCGAAUACCCGACAAUCAAUUCCAUCAUUGUUAAUCAAGGAUCGAAAUCGUCUGGAGCAAUGACGUUUGAAAAAGUGUUUACACCUAUCUUCACUCAAAGUCAAGUGUUCUGUGAAAUCGAGGAUUUCAUUCUGUCCGCUCUCCAUGGCUACAAUGUCGGUUUGAUUGCUUUCGGGCAGACAGGAAGCGGCAAAACUCAUACGAUGAGAGGAGGAGAUGGCGAAAAUGAAGGGAUCAUUCCAAGAGCUGCCUCGUUUUUGUUCAGCGCAUCAAAGCAGCUAGAAGCGACUGGAUGGCAAUUUCAGUUUUCGCUAUCUUUCCUGGAAAUCUACAACAACGAAGCCUAUGACCUUCUAAAUAAUCACAACGUUGUCAAAUUGCGUCUCGUCAAAGAAACCGUGUCAGUAGUAUACAAAUGGUUGACGCUGGACGGUCAUUUUGCCCAAAUGACGUUUUCUGCACUUUUCAGCUAUUUUAACGCUUAUUUUCAUCAGAAAAGUGCCUAA
This is a messenger RNA of Caenorhabditis briggsae, 1293 nucleotides long. RefSeq names its product Protein CBR-KLP-16.2 (gene Cbr-klp-16.2). Gene Ontology annotation, molecular function: microtubule binding; microtubule motor activity; ATP binding. Gene Ontology annotation, biological process: microtubule-based movement. The record is from RefSeq and is a predicted model, not a curated record. Bases 1 to 1293 code for a protein of 430 amino acids. The transcript has 3 exons. Lineage: Eukaryota; Metazoa; Nematoda; Chromadorea; Rhabditida; Rhabditidae.